Messenger RNA from Megachile rotundata (alfalfa leafcutting bee), 837 nucleotides. RefSeq lists its product as uncharacterized. The record is from RefSeq and is a predicted model, not a curated record. NCBI's taxonomy places the organism in Eukaryota, Metazoa, Arthropoda, Insecta, Hymenoptera, Megachilidae.
UUGCACCCCUUACCAGCCUAAAUCCAAAGCACAAUCUUAAUUUAACUAAUUCAACCCUGUUUCUAUCAAUUUCAUUUAGCUAUUUAAUCAUAGAAAACAAGUGACAAAGUACGUGACAAACAUCGCGUAAACCACCUAUUUACCCCAAUAACACCACACAAAACAAAUAGACAAACGAGGGUAAUAAAUGACUCAGGUACUUCAAAGUGCGCGUAAUGGGAAAACCAUGAAAAACUUGACGAGGCUCAGGUAUCCGGCCAAAGUACGCCGUACGAAAAUAUGAACAAUGGUGGACACAUUAAUGGGGAUAACAUAAGAAACCUCAUGGCUAUAUAAGGUGGAGAACUAUUUGGUAUGAUAUUAUUUUCGCUGCAAACACGAAACAGAACGUAUUGAAUUCUUCGUCUUGUGCGACUUCCGUUUUGUCAAAGUGCUAAGAGUGAACAAUGGUUCCAGUCACACACAACUGCUACCCCUAUGGAUACUGCGAAUUACAUGCCCGAUAUCCACCAAUGUUCCCGCUGCAUCCUGACCACGUUUUAGUGUAUUGUCUUUGUCCGUGUGGUACACACACGACACACUUUGCCAUGGACCGAAACGCUUUGCUGAACCGCAUGAUGAGAGUUCAAGCAAUAAAUGGACGUGGAUAUUUUCAACCUCAACUGCAAGGACAGCAGGAACAGUACCGAUUGAGACGACCACACAGCAGGAAAGACACGAGUGACAUGACGUACUUAGAUGAAAUGGAAGAAGAAGUUGACCGAUAGAUUAAUGAUAGUGAUGACAGAUAUUAAUGAAAGAACAUUAUACUAGAAAUUGUAUAUUAUAAUUGACAAC